AUGGGCAAAGGAAAAGGUCUCUCUCGCCGGCCUACUGCCUUGCCUCCGUCUUUGCAACUUCCAGACAGUUCUACUCAAACUGACAAUGCUCCUGCUGCUGAGGAACCCGAUUCUCCGCUCCCUGAUGCUCUGUUGGAAUUAGACGAUACCACCAGCGUUCUCGACGACGGACGCGUCUCGCUCAACCUCGACUCGAAGCUUGCCCAAGUUUUUGCGAAACUUAUUGAAGCAUCCGAGGAUGAAGACGAUGCCUUUGAACCUCCACCAGCGUAUUCAACCAUCUCGGACCUAGACUCGUGGAACUUACCUCUGAAUAUUGUGAUCCAGAUUGUCGGUAGUCGUGGGGAUGUUCAGCCGUUUGUUGCCCUCGGGCAAGAGCUGCAGCGCCAUGGGCAUAGAGUGCGUCUGGCAACUCACAGCGUGUUCAAGCAGUUUGUUGAGGGUGCUGGAUUGGAGUUCUACUCUGUGGGAGGCGAUCCAGCUGAAUUGAUGGCGUACAUGGUCAAGAAUCCCGGAUUGCUUCCUCGCAUGAAGGCACUGCGAGAAGGAGAUGUGAGUAAGAACAGGCAGAUGAUUCGAGAGAUCCUUGAAGGCUGCUGGGCUUCAUGCAUUUUACCCUCAGACAGUGGCGAUCCGUUCGUUGCUAAUGCCAUAAUCGCCAAUCCUCCUUCCUUUGCCCACAUUCAUUGUGCCCAAGCACUCGGGAUUCCGCUCCACAUUAUGUUCACCAUGCCAUGGAGCCCGACUCGGGCAUUCCCUCAUCCUCUAGCGAAUAUCAGAAACAGCAGCACUGAUCCGAAGUUGGCAAACUACAUCUCAUAUGGAAUGGUCCAAUUGUUGACCUGGAACGGAAUCGGCGACAUCGUACAGAGUUGGAGGAAAUCAAUAGAUCUGGAACCCAUACCAAUGUCUGAAGCUCCUUUCCUCAUGGAAACUCUCCAAAUUCCUCACACCUACUGCUGGUCGCCGGCAUUAGUCCCCAAGCCCAAAGACUGGGGCAAGCAUAUCGACGUCUGCGGUUUCCUACUUCGAGAUUCCGCUCCGUACACUGUACCAGUUGACCUCGAGGAGUUCCUGAAGUCGGGUCCGACCCCGAUCUAUAUUGGCUUUGGCAGCAUUGUGAUUGAGAACCCUGAAAAAUUCCUUCAAAUAUUGCUUGCUGCAGUUGAGGAAUGUGGUGUCCGUGCCAUCAUUUCGAAAGGGUGGAGCAACCUGGAAAGCAAAGAUGUUGAUGAAAAUGUCUUCUUCCUUGGGGAGUGUCCUCAUGAGUGGUUGUUUCAACAAGUCUCUGUGGUGGUACACCACGGCGGUGCUGGGACUACGGCCUCCGGUCUGGUGAAUGGCCGCCCAACUGUCGUUGUGCCAUUCUUCGGAGAUCAGCCGUUCUGGGGUAGCGUGGUUGCAGCUUCACGAGCCGGACCGCCUCCGAUUUCACACAAGAAACUAAAUAGCAAGAAUCUGAGCAAUUCCAUUCGGUUUUGCUUACGCGAAGAGACUCAACAAGCUGCAAAAGGUGUAGCUGAAAAGAUGUUUGAUGAGCUGGGAGUCAAAGCAGCAGUUCAUUCAUUUCAUCGCCAUUUGCCAGUCAAUGAUAUGGGUUGUGAUCUAAUCAAGGGACUACCGGCCACAUGGGUGUACAGGAGAUCGAAGAAUUAUCUCAAGAUAUCUGGAGCUGCCGCUGAAAUCUUGAUCCAAGCUCAGAGGAUCAGGGCCGACGAUCUUCGAUUGUACAAACCGAAACCAUUCACUAUUGAGAACCGCCGGUGGGACUUCCUUACUAGCUCACUCGCUGUUUCGAUGGAGGUCUCAUAUGAUCUUCUAGCCGCUCUCAGCGGGUUUUGGAGAAACCCGAGAGCAAUCCGCAAGCAGAAGGAGAAAGAGCGUGCACUGAGCCGUGCCUCAUCCCAUCAAACCGAGAUUGCGGCGGAAAAUGACCCAGGGGAAGGUUCCAGCAAACAAUUCGCCAAGAUGGCAGGGGCCUCUGCCAUGAGUAUCUCUCACAUCACAGGAAUAGUGAUAAAAGGCUCCUUGGUCGAUAUCCCAGUCGCUGUUGCUGAAGGCUUGCGGAAUACGCCGAAGCUCUACGGCCAGGAAGUGCCAGAUCAUGCCGCCGUGACUGACUGGAAAAGUGGCAUCACAGUUGCCGGGACCACUUUCGUUCAUCAGAUGGCCCAGGGAUUGACAGAUCUUGUGGUGCAGCCAGCAAAAGGUUUGGCUAGAGAAGGGGUUAUUGGCUUUGGCAAAGGAAUCGGUAAAGGGGCACUCCAAACUGCGACAAAACCCACAGCAGCAUGCAUGGGCCUGAUCGGCUACACUGGUCAGGGGAUCUACAAGUCAAUUUAUUCUGCGGUGCAUUCGAAGACCAAGAAGUCGGUGGCCUCCGCCCAGCGAGUGCAGGAUAAGUAUUUCAUCCGUGCGAUCGGUACGGACAUAAGCAAGGGCCAAGUCGUGGACGAAUUUGACCGGCUUUGUCGACGGCGGCUUAAACCUGAGUUCGGCAGAUCGAGUGGUGGCCUCACUCCAACGAGUGUUUCUAGGACAGCAAGUUUUGCUUCGACUCAUUCACAGCCUCCUUCACCUGCACUGCCCAUUCUGACCGACAAUCAGACGACCUCUCCUGCAUAUACCGCUCCCGCCUGUGACUCUGCACCAUCUCGGGAAAGUCGCUGA
This is a messenger RNA of Fonsecaea multimorphosa CBS 102226, 2670 nucleotides long. RefSeq lists its product as uncharacterized. Lineage: Eukaryota; Fungi; Ascomycota; Eurotiomycetes; Chaetothyriales; Herpotrichiellaceae. Gene Ontology annotation, molecular function: hexosyltransferase activity; UDP-glycosyltransferase activity. The coding region runs from base 1 to 2670 and encodes 889 amino acids. The transcript has 7 exons. Gene Ontology annotation, biological process: carbohydrate metabolic process. The record is from RefSeq and is a predicted model, not a curated record.